This is a messenger RNA of Nerophis lumbriciformis (worm pipefish), 2946 nucleotides long. NCBI's taxonomy places the organism in Eukaryota, Metazoa, Chordata, Actinopteri, Syngnathiformes, Syngnathidae. The record is from RefSeq and is a predicted model, not a curated record.
AUGGCAGGAGAGAGUGUGCCCGAGCGUCCAGACCUGAAGGAGAUGGGAGAAGAGGAACUGUGGGAACUUAUUAAUGAUAACCGCCAUCGGCUGUCCUUGGGGGUGCGGCCGUGUGUCGUGAUCCCGUACCUCAGGCAAGCCAGGGUGCUCACUGAGAUGGACGAGGAUGAGAUUCUUUCCAGCCACAACCUCACCAACCGCUCAAUGAGAACAAGCCAUAUGAUGGAUCUGCUGCGGACCCAGGGUAGGAAUGGUGCUGUGGCUUUGCUGGAAAGCCUAAUGAUACACUACCCAACCCUCUACACUCAAGUAACUGGACGGAAGCCCAGCACGGAACCCUCAAGAUUCAGUGGCCUGAUAAAAUAUUCCGAACUGACCGAGUAUCUUAUCAGAGCGGUAACCGGAAUGCAGGAUGAGCUUCGAGAAGCUCGCUGUGAGGCUGGAAGAAUGAGUGCUCGCUGUGCCUCCCUGGAGUCUGAGAUUCAGCAGGUCAUGGAGCACGAAGAGAAGUCCAGAUGUCUCCAGUUGGAAUAUGAGCGCAUGCAUAGACACUUGUCUUCGCUGCAACGUGAAGUCACGCAAUUGAAAGAUGAGAAGUGUGAUUUGUACGUACGCUAUACUGCCGCCAUCGAGGAGAAAUCCGCUGUGAGCACGCGCCUGCAUGACCUCAACUUGCAGAUCUAUCAGCUGCAAACAGAAUUGCAAAAGGCCCAAACCGAGAACGCUUUCCAGAAACGACGUUCUCUCAGAUCCUUGCCUCUUGCCGAGGCGUCUCAACUGCAAGAGGAGGUCCGGAGUCUACGCUGCCAGAUCAUGAAGAUAGAAAAACUCAACCCAGCUCACCAGGAUAUUCUAGCCCAGGAUCUUGCUGAAGCUAUAGAUAGCCAGGUGGAACUUGCAGGUCAGCUCAGGUGUUACAGAGAAGAAAAUGAACAGUUGCACAAAGAAAAACAAGAGUUUCUGGAUCAGAACGAGUCUCUAAGCCUCCAAGUUCAGCAGUUGACAUUGGACUGCAACAUGCACCAACAGAAGAGCAAUGUAUUUCAGAACCAGAUGAGAGAUCUGCAGACUGAGAGAGAUCAAGCAUACCUUUCCAGAAACGAGGCCCAAUCCCAGAUCGCCGCCAUUUUGGCUGAGAAGGACAUUCUAAGAUCUCAAAUGAUAGAACUCCAGGAGAGAGAUUUUAGUGUGACUGUCAAGCACAACAAAGAAUGGCAGAGGUCAAAGGAAAGGGGGAUUAGCUGGGAUUGUCCUCUAUCCAAAUCUGAAGAUUCGUCAUUCCCAGGUCGUCACAGACUUUGCCGCAUGGAUGCAGUUCGUUCUAUAUCAGUGAAUUCCUUCACAACUGAGUGUGAAGAUCCAUUAGCAAGUAGUGUCCGAUCCGGAGACGUCGAGCCUCCCAGUCCCCAGUCUCUCCGUAGAAGAGAGGGAACUCUUCAUGAGGACAGCAUCCUGGAAACAACGGAGACCGAUGAUUCUUCGUUGGAGGACUUUGAGAUCCUUCCCACUGUGGUGAGGGAAGACGAUUCCCCAGCAAGACAGCGAUGUGCUCCUAGAAGAACCAAAAACGUGUACAGCCUGCAUAAAAGUUCUGUACCUCCCUUCCUCGUGCGUUCACGUCCAAAAGCAAUACGAGUCAACGGCCGCGUAGUCACCAUUGCCUUCCAGGGAGAGACUUUGCUAAAUCAGAUUGCCGUGGUAGGAGGUAAUAAGACUGGAGUCUUUGUGCAUGAAGUAACGGAAGGGAGUUCAGCACAUACUGUGGGUAUCACCCACGGUGCUCAAAUUGUGGAGGUGAGGUACCAACAGGACCAGAAAGCUGUCAAGAUGGUCCUGGAAGAUUCCACAUUAGAAGAAGCUCAGUGGGCACUUGGCCAAGUCACUGGUCUCUGCCAUCUCUCUUUGCGUCCCAGGCAAGACGAUUACGAGGCACUUCUCCAGCAAUUGCAGCAGAGCGAAAUGUCAUCAGGCGACUCCUUCUACGUGCGUGUCAACGUGACCAUCCCAGCAGGUCCCAAAGAAACAUUGACUGUGUCCUGCAAUGACAUUCUACAUGUGACCAACACAAGGCCUGCGGCCACCGAAGACUCCUGGUACGCCAAUCAAGUUCAUCCCUGCCAGCUUCUGGCCCUCCAUAGUGGAUUGGUACCCAACUAUUACAGAGCACAGCGACUUCUAAUUGGGGCUAUUGAAGAAAUGAACUCUCAAACAUGCAAGUCUCAAAAGGAAGGGGAUGCGGUGGAUCGGAAAACAGUGAGGAUUGUUAGCACGGGUCGCCAGGGCCGAAACCCUCUGUGGGUCAGCGUAGAGAACGAAAAGAGCAAGAGCACAGAUUCUGAUGUAACAUCAGCACCGAGAAGUUGUCUAACCCUCAUGCCCUAUUCGCCGGUCACGCCCCACUUCCCACCCAUUUGUCGACCAGUCCUGCUGCUUCCAUCCAUCCUGGGACGCAUCCUGGAUAAGAAGGUGGCAUCAUGGCAGGGCUUUGAGCUCUGUGAACCUGAGAUUAUGAGUUCCAGUGACUAUGCAGCCUGUUUGCAGAAGUCUGAGCUCCUGGAGGAAUGUGAGCAGGGAGGAAAUUGCUGCUACACUCUACAGAGUGUGGAAAAAGUCAUGAAGAAGGGUAUUCAUUGUGUUUUGCCUCUUGGGCUGGACUGUGUGCGUCGCCUGCACAGGGCAGAGAUUUUUCCAAUCAUUAUCUUCAUCAGCCAGUCACCACGCAGUGCACGUAAACUGAAAUCAAAGCUUCAACGUCUCAACUGUUCGGAGGAGCAUCUGCUGGUGUGUUCCAGAAGCGAAGAAACGCUAUUGGACAAGCUCCCAUGUUUGUAUCAUCACGUGACCCCUGACUUGUGGUGUGAUCAGACCUCACUGCUGACCAGAUUGCGCACAGUCAUCUGGGAGGAGCAGAAGAAAAUUGUAUGGGUUGAGCCAGACCUGUGGUAA